Messenger RNA from Spirometra erinaceieuropaei, 942 nucleotides. The record is from the annotation of a GenBank genome assembly. NCBI's taxonomy places the organism in Eukaryota, Metazoa, Platyhelminthes, Cestoda, Diphyllobothriidea, Diphyllobothriidae.
AUGAAGAAUCGACUUGUUAAUCCCGAGAGGCCGUCAGGGUUUCCAGGACUCAGGAGACUCGGAAAAGUUAAAUCCCUCGGAGAUCGAAAAUUUCAAACCGAAUUCAAAAGACGCGGUGCCCUAUUCGGCAAGUCUGUAUUCUCGAAGAUCGAUCUGGUCCGUGCUUUCCACCAAAUUCCCAUAGCCCCAGAGGACGUUUCGGAGACGGCCGUUACCACCCAUUUCGGCCUCUUUGAGUUCCUGCGCAUGCCGUCUGGACUUCGCAACGCCUCCCAAACCUUCCAAAGGUUUGUAGACAGAGUGCUUCGCGGCUUACUGUUUGUCUACGCCUAUAUCGACGACCUUCUGGUAGCCAUCUCCCCCACCGAAGAACACAUGGAACAUCUGGCAACGGUGUUUGACCGCCUUCAACAAUUUGACGUUGUUCUCAACCCGUCAAAGUGCGUCCUCGGUGUGCCCUUCCUAGAAUUUCUCGGUCAUCUGGUCGACUCCCACGGCAUUCGGCCUCUUCCCUCAAAGGUUGCCGCCAUUCGGGACUUUCCACCCCCUACCUCGAACCGUCAGUUGCAACGGUUUCUUGGUAUGGUGAACUUUUAUCGCCGGUUUCUCCCAAACUGUGCCGACACCAUCCUACCUCUGAUUAGUCUCCUCUCUGGUUCUAAGCGCACCUUUGAACUUACAUCAGCCGCACUCACGUCAUUUGAGCAGGUAAAAGCCCUUCUGGCUGACGCCACCCUCCUGACUCACUUUCACGCUGAUGCACCCACAUCUUUGAUGGUCGAUGCGUCCAAUGUUGCUGUUGGCGCGGUUCUUCAACAAAGUCUGCCGGAUUCUACCGUGCCUUUGGCUUUCUUCUCCAAGAAACUAUCCAAGGCCAAAACCCGCUACAGCACAUUCGGACGUGAACUUCUCGCCGCUUAUCUUAUCAAAUUGGCGCCCUGA